Messenger RNA from Trichomonas vaginalis G3, 240 nucleotides. RefSeq lists its product as uncharacterized. The transcript has a single exon. Bases 1 to 240 code for a protein of 79 amino acids. The record is from RefSeq and is a predicted model, not a curated record. Lineage: Eukaryota; Parabasalia; Trichomonadida; Trichomonadidae.
AUGAGUGACAACAAAGCAGCCAAGAGUCCUGAUUCAAUUAAGAUUCAGAGUCCAGACAAUGAAUAUAAAAAGAAAUUAAACAGAAUUAAAUCGAAAAUAUGCUAUUACAAAAAGAAGCCGCAAUGCGGCGGGGCUGAUGCCCAUAAAACUAAAGGAACUGAAAACGAUAAAGAGAGGAAAGAAAUAAUCGAAAAAUUAGAAACUUACCGUUCAAUCCUUAAACUGAGUGAAGCAAAAUAA